GCUCGUUUGUUUUGAUGGGAGACGGUGGGAAGGCAGCUGCAACUGUCGAGGAGAUGCGAGAUUAACUCUUUAUCGGAAGGAUAUCGUGUCAUUAGUGUUCUCCAACAAACCAAAAUGUACAUGUGUGUAAUAAUAUGGCUGCUCCUCCUGCUUCCUCACACACAGGCUCUUGGGGUUGUCCCAAGAAGAGAUAGGAGAAAUGUCCUUCUCAUCAUGGCAGAUGAUUUGCGGACAUCAUUGGGCUGCUACAGUGACUCUGUGGUAAAGUCGCCAAAUAUUGACCAACUGGCAUCCAAAAGCCAAGUUUUUCUCAAUGCGUAUGCGCAGCAAGCGGUGUGUGCUCCCAGCCGUACGUCCAUGUUGACUAGUCGCAGGCCGGACACCACCAGGCUCUAUGACUUCAAGUCCUAUUGGAGAGUCCAUUCUGGAAACUACACAACUCUACCACAGUACUUUAAAUCUAGAGGGUACAUCACAAUGUCUGUGGGCAAGGUAUUUCAUCCAGGUAUUGCCUCCAACUACACUGAUGACUACCCCUACAGUUGGUCCAUCCCUGCCUACCACCCAGCUUCAUUUAGAUAUGAGAAAAAAAAGAUGUGCAAAGGAGACGAUGGCAAACUCUACGCCAACUUACUGUGUGCCGUGAACGUGACGGAGCAGCCUGGGGGAACCCUCCCAGACAUGGAGAGCACAGACGAGGCAGUGAGGCUACUGAAGAGUCGGGUCAGCAAUGAUGAUCCUUUCUUCUUGGCAGUGGGUUUUCACAAACCACACAUACCCUUCAGGAUACCACAGGAGUACCUGAGUCUGUAUCCCAUAGACCAAAUGACUCUGGCUCCUGACCCCAAUGUCCCUGAACUCCUUCCACCUGUGGCCUACAACCCCUGGAUGGAUGUGAGGAAGAGAGAUGAUGUCCAAAAACUCAACAUUAGUUUCCCCUAUGGACCAAUUCCUAAAGACUUCCAGCUGCGGAUCCGUCAGCACUAUUACGCUGCUGUGUCUUAUAUGGAUGCUCAAGUUGGGCGGCUGCUUAGCACUCUUGAUGAGCUGCGGUUGACUGACAGCACUAUGGUGGUGUUUACCUCAGAUCAUGGUUGGUCGUUAGGAGAACACGGCGAAUGGGCUAAAUAUUCAAAUUUUGAUGUGACAACACGCGUUCCUCUCAUCUUCUACGUUCCUGGCUUCACCUCACUCGCACGUGAUCCGCUGGGAGAGUCUACCUUUCCCUUUAUUGAUGUCCUCGCCCAGUCAGAGUUCAGCUUUAAGAAUGACCAAGUUAUAAGAAACAUCGUGGAGCUGGUGGAUGUUUUUCCUACCGUCUCUUACAUGGCCGGCCUCAAAGCUCCUGAACCUUGUCCUGAUGUUUCUUUUCGGGAGGAGUUGUGUACAGAAGGAGAGAACCUGGCCUACACCUUCUGGCACCGAGAAACAGGAGUUGAAGAGGAAGCCAUAGCUUUUAGCCAGUACCCUAGACCUGCUGAUACACCACAGGUGAACUCUGACCUCCCUGACCUUAAAGACAUAAAGGUCAUGGGGUACUCGCUACGCUCCUGGGACUAUCGAUACACUCUCUGGCUGGGAUUCAACCCUAAAACAUUUCAGGUUAAUGUGUCCGAUGUCCAUGCUGGGGAGUUGUACAUGUUAGCAGGCGAUCCCGCUCAGGACAAGAACAUCUAUAGUGACUCUGACCACAGUGUGAUAAUGACAAAGAUAGCCAGCCUGCCUCGCACUGAGAGUCUGCAGAUGAGAAUGAGGCUGCAGCUCCUCUACCUCACAGCAGGGAUGAAAACAAGUAGAAGGAAGGCGUGAUGACGAGAAUAAAACACAACAGAUGGACGGACAGUGACGAGGACAAAGGGAAGAUGGAUGGAUGGAAAAACUUUAGUGCCUUGAGUAUUUCUUAUAUAAUGCAUACUUGAUUCAGUAUUAUGUGGUAUCACUGUUAAUCUUUCAGGCUCGUGUUCCUUGUUAAGAUGUCAUUGGCAGACAGCUCUGGGUCCAGCACAUGAGCAAAGUGAAGAAGAAAGCACGUGUGCUGUUUAAGACAUUUUAAAGAAAUUUAUGUUUUAGUUUUUUUUUUUUAUUUCCACUGUUAUCGUUAUCGCAGGUUAUGUUUCACACCUGCGAAUGACACUGGUGUAAACUUGAUUAAUCACUUGUGAGAAGUGUCCAUCUGAUUUUACAUGACUCCAAUAUUAGCAGCCAGGUGGCAUGUUUUUGAUAAUCUACAGCAGUUCAGAGAAAAGUAAGAUAUUUGGGGAAAUCAGCUAAUUUGCUUUCUAUCGGAGAAUAAAAUGAGAAGCUCAGUGCUGCUCUCAUGAGGCUAGCCUUCUAGCUAGCAGGCGCUUGGUUUAGCAUUAAGACUAGAAGCAGGGGGAAAGAGCUGGCCUAGCCAUUUAAAGCUUGAACUUUUUUAUCUUUGUUUAAUGUGUGCAGAACUGACUGUCAACAGAAAUGACAAGUUUAAGUUUCCAGGACCUGAGUGCGCCCGGGCAGAAUGUUCCAGCACUUAACCCCCCAUAAAACCACAGCUUGUCAACAACUUGUACAAACAGAGCUAAAACAUGUUAAUAAGUAAUAUUAAGGGGUUCUGACUGGAGUUACUUAUAAGUGUUACUAGACCCAGGCUAGCAGUUUCUCUCUGCUUCCAGUCUUUAUGCUAAGCUAAUUGCUAGCUGGCUCAUAUUUAGCAUACAGACAUGAGUGUGGUAUAGGUCCUCUAAUGUGACUCUGGGGGCAAAUCAAAUAGCAUAUUUCCCUAAAUGUGACACAUCUAACUCACAAAGAACAUACGUCUGAGCAGCUGAACCAGGCAGCCUUUUUGUCAGACAACUUUACUUAGAAGCAUGGACUCCUGAAAGACACGUCUGAUUGGCUGUGACCGUACUGGCUCAUCACAUUACAUCACAUUUCACUGCUAAUAUGUCUUUUCAUCUUAGGGAAUAUUGAGGAAACCUGAAGAAUUACUCCUUUUGGCUAAUAGCAACACCAGUUUCUCUUUUUGGAACAAGUGCUCUUGGGUGUACUAUUGAUCAUCCAGUCUGCUUCAAGUGGAGGCCAUUCACCUGAAAGUACAACAGCUAAAAGGGACUUGCUCAGUUUUGUACUGUAGUGUUAAACAAUAUGACAUUUCUAUUUACACAAGAUGUCACUAGCAGCUAUUUACCUCCCUCCUUGUAAACAGCCAGUUCAGAUCAAUUUGUGGACCCAAAAUGAAGUGAGUAACAAGCACCCAUAAUAAUUCAAUGCAAAUGAAACGGAGUGUUGCUACGUUUUACUGCUGUUCCAAGCAUGAACAUUUUGUGCUGUGGCAAUUUAGAAGAAAGCAAUUUCAGCUUGAAUUCCAGGGCCAACAAUGAAUCGAGGGGAUGUGGUCUGUCAACUUUUAUUGUAGGCUGCACUGGCUUCAUGUUAAUGGGAUAUAGAUGAAUCAUGUCUUCACUGUGGUUUUAUCAUGUUGGGAUGUUGACGAUGUCUUAAGAUGGAAUUAGCUCAUUUUUGUAUUUCUGCCUCUCUUGACCUCAUUGCAUUUGUGCUGUUAGCAGGUGUCCGUGUGUCAUGUAACACAUUUAACAUAAUGGAAAGUGGAUAUAAUUUAAACUGUCCAUACACACACUGACAGUGGUAAAAAAAAUUAGCUUAUCCUUGAGUUUGGUUGCGUCAGAGCAGCUUGGAGUCUGAGCUUCAGCUUUCUGAGGGGAAAAUAAAAAAUAAAUGCUGCAGAAAUAAUUCAAAUCUCUAGCUUUGCAAGGACACACUGUUAAUAUAUUAAUGUCUGUUUCGAUUGGUUUCUAAGAAUUUUCCAGCAAAAGUUGACUGACUUUUUUGGUAACUUAUGAUCACAACCUCCUCUAGUUUGUUUGUGUCUGUAUUUUUGUGUGUGCCAGCAUGUGUGCGUCCUGUACACUUUGCUGCCUGUACGUACACACCCCAUCACUCUGUUGUAAAGCUGCAGAGUAGUGAGGGAGCUCCUCAGGGACUUCUCCAGUUUUCUGUCCUUCCUUCCUCUGUCAUUUCCCUCCAUGCAGGCGCCUCGCUCUCUGGCACUGGAAGAAUUGGGACCGAACUGAACCUUUCCUAAUUCGUGCACGAUUCCACAGAGUCAAUCUCUCCGGGCAACACAAACGGUUAAAAGCCUUGUAAUUGCAUUUUGAAAUAUAGCAUGAAUUCAGUCUCAUGCCUUUAGUUUUUUUUUUUUUACCGUUUUCAAUUUCCAGGCAAUCAUGCAGAACCAUGUGUAGAACUCAGCUUGAAGUGAAGUCUGUAUGCUACAAAUGAAAAGUCAAAAAUAUCCAAAAGACCAGGGAAGCACUUGACAUCUCUCCCCUGCCAAUUUCACCUUUUCUAAUAAUUUCUUCUCCUCUUUUCAUUCCAUUUAACUUCCUGUCCUUUGAACACAUCAACAUUCAUAUUGGCUCAUCAGUUGCAGUCGUACAUUUCUUUAUGAUCUUUUUGUAACUUUGUAACUGUACAAUGGAUAGUUAAUGAUUAAAAGCAUUUGCAAAGUAUCAGCAAAAUUUACAGUACACAAGAACACAAUAUUCCAAUAUCAAUCAUUUUUGCAUCACAUGCUAUGAAAUCAUGUUAUAUUUAUUAAACGGAUUAUAUAUAAAUUAUGUUAUAUUUUUUAAAAUCGUUUGUUUAUUUUAAGAAGUAGGAUGAUUUUCUCUUAUCAGGAACAGUCAAAAUCACAAGGCACCUUAAAUUGACAUAGCAAACUUGUUAGCAUAGCAAACUGUUACCUGUUCACACAUCCAGAAAGUUCCUUAUUUACACCAGCAGAGCAACGUUGGUAUUCAUUUAGGGUUGUGUUCCUGUCCACCUGAUGAAAGUAAGUCCAAUAUUCACUUUUAGCUCUGUUUUUGGUCUCCACCAGCCUCCACCUGAGCGAAAUAGGCUCUGUAGCCACUAAAUGCUACGUUCACCGGACAGUUGCAAACUUUGUCUGUCUGCUGCUUGGUGCUAGGCAGAUGGUGGACAGUGGGUUUAUCAGAGCUUUUUCAGCUUGAUUGUCAUUGUCAUGUUUUGAAAUGGAGGUCUGAGUGAAGUCUCUAACGGCUCUCUUCUACUCUGCCUGUAUUCAUGUCAGCUCAUAUUUCUGCCUCAGUAGUUUUAUUGGAUCAAUAUUUAUCAUCACAAGCAGUGAUCUCUGACCAUGAUUAAAUUGAUCUAAUAGCAAUUACAUUACCUACUGUGUACCUGCUGUUCUUUCCCUCUGUUCCUCUGCAGCUGCCCUCUCAUUUUCUCCCCCUCUCUCUCUUACCUGCUCCUUGUCUCCAAUCCACUCUGUAUUUGUCUUACUCUCAUUGUCUAUCAUUAUGUUUCAUACACUAGUAAUCGCAUUACUGUUAUGGGCUCAUAUUGUGGCAGGUCACACUGUCUUUCUGUUAACGUUGGCGACAUACACAAUUACAUUAGAAAGAGGAGAGUGUGUGUAUGUGUGUAAAAACCGCUUAGCUUAGCUGCAUCAUGACUGGGGCUUGUCUCAAGGGGGUGUGUGUGUUUAUUGUGUGUGGAUGAAUAGUCAACACUGUAGUGUACUUGAAAAAGUGUCUCCAGAGUAUUUUCUCAGAGGAGCUGUUUUUCACCAGAAAUGCUCUUCAAAAUUAAUUUUGUAUACUCGGCUGUCUCCUCCUUGUGAGGCUACUAAGCUGCUUACAGUAUUUUAUUUGGCCAAUAUUUACAUUGUAGAGAUGUUGUAAGAAAGUUACAGAAUGCCAUAGGUAAUAGCUUCAUAUGAGAUUUUACAGUCAGUAAGCUUCUUUACAUUAAUGGACUGAGGUACAAUGGUCUGCAUUUGAAUCUGAACAUAACUGGAACAUUAAGUCCCAUUGCAACCUGUAGCACAAUGUCAUAGUUGAUAUAGAGAAAUGAAGAAUAUGGUUUUUAAACAGACACAGAAUGGCUAGUGCAUUAGUCCACAGUGUGAUGAGGUUUGUGACAGAAUAAAUGUUGGAAUAUUGAUGUUAAAAACAAACCUUUAAACAUGAUUUUAGUUUUAUGCUAUAUUUGAGCUUCAAAAAUGGAUCUGUAUUAAUUAGCUGUUAUGUUCGAUUGUAUAGAUAAUAAUUGUCCUAGUAAGCCACAUCAGCUUAUAUAAUGACAGGCCCCUACACUGGAACACCUAAAUGGAAUGCAGCCAUAAUUACUAUUAGUUACACCUCUGAUUGAUAUUACAACAUGUAUACUGUGAGUAAAGGUCUAUAAUAGCAGCUGUAUUCAGUUGUUAAGUGUAUGCUCCUGCAGUGCUUAUUUCUGAGCCAUUUCUUGUACGUGCUUUACUUUUACAUAGUAUCUGGAGUACUAAACCUGCCAACGAUAGUACAAGCUAGUAGAGGAGCUCAUAAAAGUGCAAAAUAUUUUAAUGGCUAUUGCCUCAAAGUGCUAGUGAGAAACUAUUUACAGAAAAAAUACACAGUAAAAUAUGUAAUCUUCAUGGGUAACACUUAAGCUGAACACCAAUUUAUUGUUGCACCCCUACAAUAUUUUCAGACUCACAAUGGGCAGUUAAAACAAAAUCUAAAUUGAAGCAGCAGAACCAGAGAUAUCAUCUCUUUCAUUUCAAAUAUCCUUCUUUUUCUUGUCGAAACCUGCUGUCUACAUUGCCCACAAUGCAAGUUGACAGCUGACAGUUCAGCUGGAGCAGCUACUAGCUGCUAAUGUAAACUUGUAGUUUUCAGCCCCAACUGACACAGACUCAAGGGACAUCACAUGAGGACAUUUGCUAGACAUCGUGCAGCUCCCUCUGGAGCUAAAAAAGGCUUUAUACAUAUUCAGUAGUACUCCACAGGACCUGUAAACAUGACGUCUGAAAUGGAUACAACAAAUUAACGAGAAGAUGAAUUAAGUAAGCAACUUUCCCAAAUUGCUGAAUAAUUCUUAAUAGGUGUUGUGAAGUUUUUUAGCUAGUGUACGCAAGCGAGCAUUUUUACUUAAAAUAUCUGCCUCCUUCCGCUGGACAUGACGCCAGUGAAAGCAGAGAGAGUUGGAAACAGUUGCCUACUUGGGCAGUUUGCCUUCUGUUUUGACCCCUGACAGUGGGAACAUGUUGGAAAUUUGAUACCACAAAAUGCUUAAUAUGCAUCUCCUUUAUUAGCAGGCUAUUGUGUCUUUUUGUACUCUGUAUUAAGCCACUGUGUUUUAUCUCUUUAAACAUGCCUGUUCUUCUCUGCACUACUGUCCGCUCUGACCCACAAUGUAGACAUCUGUAUCUGCAGGGCACGUGGAGCAUCAAGGAAGCAGCCAAUUAGAAGCCAGACAAGAUGUGAUAUGUUGGCUGUGAAGCCAGUUUAAUCAGGAGUCAUUCAAUUAGAGCUGACGAGCUCUGCCCUUGUUAGCCCCUCUGAAGCUGUAAACCGAGGAGCUGAAUUGAAAGCUUUUUUAACUUGACUUUUGCAGUGGUUAGCACUGUCGCCUCACAGCAGGGACGUUCACCAACCUGCUGGACAGCAGGUUUCUGUGCGGAGUUUAGGUGUUCUCACUAAAGACAUGUAGGUUAGGUUCUUUGGCAACUCCAAAUUGCCUGUUGGUGUGAAUGUGAGGAUCAGUGGUUAUCUGCCUCUUUGUGACAGCCCCUUUACUGACUGGCAACCUGUCCUGGGUGGACGCCGCCUCUCACCCAGUGUCUGCUGGGAUUGGCCCCAGUGAAGGGUAAGCGGGGUAUAGCUAAUGGAUGAUGAAGUUUUAAACACAAGGCAGAGAAUGAGAGGAAAUCUAUUAAAAUUGCCACUCUGCACAAUGAGACAGAGGGAAUUAAUUUUCUGAGUGGGUUUCUUUUAAUGAAGUUGAAAGGAUGUAAUCAACUCUGGUGGUAGCAGGUGAGGGAAACCUGUGGUUUUGAAAAUGGGCUAAAAUGCAUUUUCAGUUCAAUGUCAAUUAUAGCAAUAACUGGGUACUGUUUGGAGAAUGAGAUUAAAACAUAAUCAUCAGGAAAAAAACUAUUUUAAAUACAAAAGUGUUCGGUUGUUCUUUUAGGCUUUUGUGCUUGUGGCAAGAAGGCAGAAAUUAUGUUUUGUUGUCUCUAGAUCAGGGGUCUCAAACUACUAGCCUGCAAGACAAUUUCCUAAGGUCCCCCACAUGUUUUGAAUUUAAAAGCUUUGAAUUUUCUAAUGUCCUUUUUUAUUUUAGACUUUCUUUACAAGGCUGCAAAAUAAAAAAGGAGCAUAAAAAUGAGCUUCUUUCACAUCUUUAGUUUACCAGACUGCAUUUAAGUGCUCAACAUAAUCACUUCAGUGGUAACCAGCAGCACACUGAUAUCAUUGCCUUGGAAGGAGUCAUGACCUCAGAGUUUCUCAAUCCUGGCCACGGCCUGGUCUGAUUCACUGCGGCGCUCCAAAGUGUAUCUAAACAUAAAAGAAAGGUUGAUAUGUGUUUGCCUCUAAAGUAUGAAAACCACAUGUGCCUAAAUAAGUCCAGACCUGGUCUGGCCAUAUGAAGAACCAACACACCCUGAGAUGUAGGAGGAUAUUGUAGAUAUGCAGGGCAUCACAAACACUUAUAAGUAAUUAUAACAGGUUUUUUCAUACAUUUGACUUCAUGAGCUCAUCAACAAAGUCUGUGGUCAUUUAUUUGUUUCUGUUUAUCAUCCAUUUAUUUGAAGAGCCUCUAGCUACUGUUAGUGUCAGGGAAAUAGGACAACUUUAUGGUGUUGCUUUCUGUAUCCCAUGGAAAAUGCUGACUUGCUUUGUGUUUAGGAUCAGUAUACUGUUCUGUAUAUUCUAUAGCAGCAUAUUGCUGUCACCAUGAUAAAUGUAUUUGUUCAGUUUCUUACUAUAGCAAAAAUGGAUUGUUUUAACACAAUCCUUUUCACAUUACAAUAAGAUCUUAUUCAUCUUAUAAUGACACAUUUCUCUCAUUCUUUAUACUUUUACUGUUGUUUCUUUUUUUGUUAUAACCAAAUGUUUACAGCGAAUGCCUUAUAAGUGCCUCAUCCCCAGUUUGAUUCCAACCAGGGACCUUGGUGCAUGUUGUACCUCUUUCUCUACCCAUAUAUCUCCACACACUCCAAUCCAAGAAAAACAGAAAGAAAAUCAGCAUAUCACUCGUAUCUUGUUACAUCACAAAGCACAAAACUUAAGUUACUACACAAAACCGUAAGCUGGUAGCCUAUAUUGGCAACUAAAUGGACAAUUACUUGUUUGCGUGGUUUUAUUAAACUUAAGAUGAGACACAA
Messenger RNA from Micropterus dolomieu (smallmouth bass), 9172 nucleotides. RefSeq names its product iduronate 2-sulfatase (gene ids). The record is from RefSeq and is a predicted model, not a curated record. Gene Ontology annotation, molecular function: iduronate-2-sulfatase activity. Bases 115 to 1809 code for a protein of 564 amino acids. The transcript is spliced from 13 exons. Lineage: Eukaryota; Metazoa; Chordata; Actinopteri; Centrarchiformes; Centrarchidae.